CCGUCGGUGGCGCGCAGCUCGAGCAGCAAACGAGACACGAGCGGACGGUCUGAGAGAGAGCUUGGAUCUGUGGAUGGUUCUGAUACACACGGACUUUCUGACCGGGAUCUUCUGCAGCAGAGCCGGGAUGGAGUGAUGAUGGGAUGGAUGUGAAUAUGGGCCAGUGGGCAGGCAUGCGAGCCCCUCUCCUCGGCCUGGCCCUGCUGCUGCCGUCGCUGCUCUUCCAGCCUCUUGUCUGCCGGGGCCAGAACAUCCCGGGGGGCCCUCAGAAUGGCCCUCACUUCCGCUUCACUCUGGCGGUCUACCACGCUACAGUGUACGAGAACUCAGCAGCACGCACCUAUGCCAACAGUAAAGUUAAAAUGGGCAUCCACCUGGCCCAGCGGUCCUGGGAGAUCCGCUACAGGAUCACCUCAGGAGAUGACGAAGGCUUUUUCAAAGCAGAGGAGUAUGUGCUGGGCGACUUUUGCUUCCUGCGCAUUAGGACUAAAGGUGGCAAUGCUGCCAUCUUAAACCGAGAGAUUCAGGAUAACUAUGUACUGACAGUGAAGGCCUCUGUGAAGGGAGAGGCCCUCCUCGAGACCUGGACUAAAGUCAGCAUCCAGGUCUUGGACAUGAAUGACCUGCGACCCCUGUUCUCCCCCACCACCUACUCCGUGACCAUCGCGGAGAGCACCCCUCUCAGGACUAGCAUAGCACAAGUUACUGCCACAGACGCAGACAUCGGCUCCAAUGGGGAGUUUUACUACUUUUUCAAGGAGAAGAUGGAGCUGUUUGCAGUGCACCCCACCAGCGGGAUGGUUUCUCUCAGUGGAAAGCUCAAUGUAGACGAGCAGAGCCGGUACGACCUGGAGAUCUUGGCUGUGGACCGAGGCAUGAAGCUGUAUGGAAAUAAUGGGGUCAGCAGCACAGCCAAGCUUUUUGUGCAUGUGGAGCGCGUGAAUGAGCAUGCCCCAGUCAUGAAUGUGGUGACUCACAGCCCGUCGUGGCUGGAUAAAAACCCUGUGUAUGCCAUGGUCACUGUGGAGGACCUGGAUGAAGAUUUAAAUGGAGAAAUAGACUCAGUGGUGAUCGUAGGGGGAGACCCGUCAGAGCAGUUUUUUGUAGAAAGAUCUGAUGAGGGAGAGUUUGCCAUAAAAGCCUCAGAGUCAGUCAAAUGGGAGAGUUUUCCUCACGGCUGUAACCUCACUCUGCAGGCUAAAGACAAGGGGACCCCUCAGAAGUUCUCCUCAGUAAAGGUGGUCCACAUUAAGGUCCACAAACGACAGACAGCUGAGGUCAGAUUUGAGAAGGAGGUGUACGAUGUUAGUCUAAAUGAAAUCUCACCUCCGGGCACGAUUGUAGCAGCUGUUAAAAUCAAACCAGAGCCUGAUGAUGCAGAAUAUAUCCUCACUCCUUCUGCAGACUCUGCUUUCUUUCAGAUGAACACCCUGACGGGUGUGAUCUCCACCACCCGCUGGUUCACUCAGGGGAGCCAGGACGUCUUUAACCUGGAGGUGUUGGAGAUAGACAGUGAGCUCAAAGUUAAGGUGCGGGUCACCAUAGAUGAUGCCAAUGACAAUGCACCAACAUUCGAUCAGUCCUCCUAUGAGGUUUUGGUUAAUGAGAGUGUUCCUGUUGGGACGCAUGUGUUGACAGUUUCUGCAGUGGAUGAGGAUAAAGGAGAAAAUGGAUAUAUCACCUACAGCAUCUCCAGCCUGCAGCCGUUCCCCUUUCAGAUCAAUCAAUUUUCUGGUGUCAUCAGCACCACUAAAGAGCUGGACUUUGAAUCCUCUAUAGAGAGCUUUGUGUUUGUGGUCAGAGCAUCAGACUGGGGCUCCCCCUACAGGAGAGAGAGUGAAGUUAAUGUUACCAUCCAGCUGGAGAAUGUAAACGAUAACCAGCCUCUGUUCGAGAAGGUGGGCUGCCAGGGGGUCGUCCCAAGGGAUUUUCCUGUGGAUGAAGUGAUAACCACGAUGUCGGCCAUCGAUAUCGAUGAGUUAGAGUUGGUGAAGUAUAAGAUAAUCUCCGGGAACGACUGGGGGUACUUUGACCUGAACCCAGAUUCAGGGGUCCUCUCUCUGCAGCGUUCUCUUUCCUCGGCCAGCCCAAAGAACGGCGUCUUCAGUCUGAAAAUCACUGCCACAGACGGCGAGAAUUUCUCUGACCCCAUGUUUGUGAACAUCUCACUGGUUCAUGGGAAGGCCCCCCCAAAGAGUUUUAACUGUAAAGAGACGAGGGUCGCCCAAAAGUUAGCUGAAAAGUUGCUCAAAAAAUCCAAAGCUAGCACCAAGCCCAAAAUGGAGGAAGGUUUUAUUGACCUUUUCUCCGUGAACCGUCAGACGCCUCAGUUUGACAAAGCUUUCCCCACAGACAUCGCUGUGAGGGAGGACCUGAAGGUGGGCUCAAGUGUGUUUAAGGUGAACGCCUACGAUGGAGACACCGGUUUCAACGGUCAGAUCCUGUACGCCAUCUCAGACGGAAACACUGACAGCUGUUUCACCGUCGACAUGGACUCCGGCCUCAUCAGGGUCUUCCUGCCCAUGGACAGAGAAAAGAGGGAUCGCUACCUCCUCAACCUCACCAUCUAUGACCUCGGCCUGCCGCAGAAAUCCACCUGGCGUCUGCUCACUGUCUACAUAGAAGACAGCAACGACAACACACCCCAGUUUCUGCAAGAGGGAGGCUAUAAGAUUAUCAUCCCUGAAAACACUGCCAUAGGUACAGAUGUCAUCCAGGUCGAGGCUACAGACAAAGAUCUUGGGGCUAACGGUGAGAUUUUGUACUCUAUCCUGACCAGCACCACCCAGUUUGGAAUCAACUCCUCUAACGGGAUUGUCUACGUGGCCGGCCAGCUGGAUCGGGAGUUCGUUUCUGCUUUUAAUUUGAAGAUCGAGGCUCGGGACCGAGCAGAGAGAGGGAGCCAGAGGUUUUCUGUGACCAAUUUAAAAAUCAUCCUGGAGGAUGUGAACGACUGCCCACCUUUGUUUAUUCCCAGUGUGUACAAAGCCCGGGCCUUGGAGGAUCUCCCCGUAGGAACCGUUGUGGCCUGGCUAGAAACCCAGGACCCAGAUCUGGGGUUGGGGGGUCAGGUGCGGUACUCGCUGGCUAACGAUUACAAUGGAUGGUUUGAGGUAGACCGUACCAGCGGGGCUAUUCGUCUGGUAAAGGAGCUGGACUUUGAGACCCAGCAGUUUUACAACCUGACUGUGAAGGCUAAAGACAAGGGCAGACCUGUGUCACUGCUCUCCGUCACCUCUGUGGAGAUUGAGGUCGUAGAUGUGAAUGAAAACCUCUACGCUCCGUACUUCUCACCAUUUGCUCUGACAGGAUUAAUCAAAGAAAACGCUCGUAUUGGAACUACCCUCCUGCAGGUCACCGCCAACGAUGACGACGCCGGCAGAGACGGAGAGAUCCAGUAUUCCAUCAGGGACGGGAACGGGCUGGGGCGAUUCGCCAUCGACGAAGAAACGGGAAUGAUCUACACCACUGAUAUGUUGGAUCGGGAGACCAAGGACUCCUAUUGGCUGACGGUGUACGCCAGUGACCACGGUGUGGUUCCUCAGUUCACCUUCAUAGAGGUGUUUGUGCAGGUGGAGGAUGUGAACGAUAAUGCUCCUCUGACCUCAGAGCCUCUCUACCGACCGUCUGUCCCAGAGAACUCCCCCAGAGACGUGUCUGUGAUCCAGAUCCAGGCCCAGGACCCCGACGCCACGCCCCCCUCCUCCGCUGAGCGGCUCAGCUACCGCAUCGUCAGUGGAAACCCGCAGAACUUCUUCAGCAUCAAUUCACGCACAGGUUUGAUAACAACGACCUCGAGGAAACUGGACCGAGAACAACAAACAGAGCACGUCUUGGAGGUGUUGGUGUCGGACGGCGGUCCCAGUCCCAGGCAGAGCAUGGUCUGGGUCAUGGUUCAGGUUCUGGAUGAAAACGAUAACAAGCCCACGUUUCCAGAGAAGGUGUACCAGGUCAAACUUCCGGAGCGAGAGAGAAGGAAGAAGAGCGAGCCCAUCUAUCGAGUGUUUGCCUAUGACCGCGACGAAGGGCCGAACAGCGACCUCUCCUACAGCAUUGUGGACGGGAAUGAGGACGGGAAGUUCUUCAUCGACCCAAAGACUGCUGUCGUUUCUUCACGCAAGGCAUUCACUGCGGGGAGCUACGACAUCCUGACUAUUAAAGCCACGGAUAACGGCCGCCCUCAGAAGUCGUCCACAGCUCGUCUUCACAUCGAGUGGAUCCGUCGUCCUCCUCCCUCGCCCCUCCCACUAGUCUUUGAUGAUCAGUUUUACAAUUUCACCGUCAUGGAGAACGACAAGGUGGCUGAGAUCGUGGGCGUGGUCUCCCUGCAGCAAAGCUCCGCCCCCUUGUGGUUUGACAUCACAGGUGGAAACAUGGAGAGUGUGUUUGACGUGGAGAAAGCUGUGGGCACUAUCAUUAUCGCCAAACCUCUGGACGCCGAGCAACGUGGCUUCUAUAACCUGAGCGUGCAGGCGACGGACGGAACCAACACCGCCUACACACAGGUUCAUGUCACUGUUUUGGAUAACAACGACAACGCUCCCAUCUUCUCCCAACCAACCUAUGAUGUCACCAUUUCUGAGGACACGCCUCCUGACACUGAAGUGGUCCAAGUUCUGGCAUCAGACCGUGACGAGCAUCACAAGCUGACCUACUCCCUGCAGAGCUCCAUCGACCCCAACAGCAUGCGUCUGUUCCGCAUCCACCCGAGCCUGGGCACCAUCCACACGGUUCAGAGGCUGGAUCACGAGGCCUGCGCCCAGCACAUCCUUACCGUCAUCGUGAAGGACCAAGAGUUCCCGUACAGAAAGAACCUGGCUCGCGUGCUGAUAGAAGUGGAAGAUAUAAAUGACCAUGUCCCCAUCUUUACCAGCGCUCUGUAUGAAGGCUCGGUGUACGAGUCUGCAGCUGUGGGCUCAGCUGUGGUCCAGGUCACUGCUUUGGACAAAGACAAAGGGGAGAACGCUGAGCUGCGAUACUCCAUCGAAGCAGGGAACACUGGAAAUUCAUUCCACAUUGAACCAGUUUUGGGAAUCAUCACUGUUGCCCGUGACCUGGACUUGUCCAGCAUCGGUCAUUAUGUCCUCACAGUUCGAGCUACUGACAGUGGAUCCCCUCCUCUGUCCACUACCACUGUGGUGCGCGUCGCCGUCACCCUCUCUGACAACGCCGGCCCAAAGUUCCCUCAGCCAGAGUACCAGGCUGAAAUCACAGAGAACGCGGCGGUCGGGACCUCCAUCACGGCGGUCAAUGCAGUCAGUCAGUCUACCCUCACCUACGACAUCAAGCAGGGAAACACCAACCGUGUGUUCCAGAUAAAUCAGUACAGUGGAGUGAUCACCAGUCAGAAACCUCUGGACUACGAGACCACAGCUUCUUACACCCUGAUAGUCCAGGCUACCAACAUGGCUGGCAUGGCCUCUAACGCCACCCUGUUAAUCCAGCUCGUGGAUGAGAACGACAACCCCCCAGUGUUCCAGCAGCUUCACUAUCAUGGCAGCAUCAGUGAGGCGGCACCAGUCAACAGUGUUGUCCUGGACUCGGACGAAUCACCUCUCGUCAUCAGAGCCACGGACGCUGAUCGCAACCAAAACGCUCUGUUGGUUUACCAGAUCGUCGAGGACACGGCCAAAAUGUUCUUCACUGUGGACUCAGGAACUGGCUCCAUUAGAACCAUUGCUAAUCUGGACCAUGAGACUUUUUCCAGCUUCCACUUCCAUGUUCACGUCAGAGAUAAUGGCAGACCACAGCUCACAGCAGAGAGUCCGACUGAGGUCACAAUUCAAGUGAUCGACACCAAUGAUUCCCCUCCUCGCUUCAUGCAGAGUGUCUAUGAAACAGUGCUGCUACUGCCCACAUAUAUCGGCGUGGAGGCUCUGCAGGUUUCAGCCGUAGACCCUGAUAAAGACAUCUCUACAGAGCUCUCAUACUCUCUGACUGAUGGUGUGCUGGAGCACUUUGCCAUCCAGCCUUCCAGUGGAGUCAUCAUCGUCAAAAACAACAACUUCUCCAAGGAACGCUUCCGCCUGAGCGUCAAAGUUUCAGAUGGGAAGUUCUCCAGCACUGCUUUGGUAACCAUUCUUGUCCGAGAGGCUCUGGACUCUGGUCUCAGCUUCACCCAGAGUCUUUACUCUUCAUCAAUUCAAGAGAAUGUAUCAAAUAUCACCAAGGUGGCUGUGGUCAAUGCUGUGGGAAAUCGCCUCAAUGAACCACUCAAGUACACCUUAUUGAAUGCAGGCACACGCUUCAAAAUCCGUCCCACAUCAGGCGUGAUCCAAACCACAGGCGUACCCUUUGACCGUGAGGAGCGGGAGUUCUAUGAGCUGGUCGUUGAGGCGAGAAGGGAGCAUGACCGCCUGCAUGUGGCCAGAGUUCUGGUUCGAGUCCAAGUUGAGGAUAUAAAUGACAAUGCGCCUGUGUUUAUUGGUCUUCCUUAUUAUGCAGCUGUUCAAGUAGAGGCCGAGCCUGCGUCACAUAUUUUCAGAGUUAUGGCUGUGGACAGCGACAAAGGCAUUAACGGAGAGGUGUCCUACUAUCUCAAGGACGACCACGGUCACUUUGACAUCGACCGGCAGACAGGAAGUAUCAGCCUUAAGAGGGCUUUUGAGUCUGAUUUGUCCAAUGUGGAGUAUCAGAUGGUGAUAUAUGCCAGAGAUGGAGGUUAUCCUCCUCUCUCUUCUACCACAGAGUUCCCCAUAACUGUAGUCAACAAAGCCAUGCCAGUGUUUGAUAAGUCCUUUUAUUCUGUCUCUGUGAAUGAGGACGUGGCCGUACACACACCUAUCCUCGGUAUCAACGCUACGAGUCCUGAAGGUCAGAACAUCAUCUACACCAUUGUUGAUGGAGACCCCUCUCUCCAAUUUGACAUCGGCUUCGAUACUGGAGUGAUUAGUGUCAUCCACUCUCUAGACUAUGAGACAUCCUCGUCAUACCACCUUACCGUCAGAGCCACCGACUGUCUGACCGGCGCUCGUGCAGAGGUGGACGUAGACGUGGUUGUGCUGGAUGUGAAUGACAACCUGCCUGUCUUUCAGAAAAUGUCCUACAUGGUAGUUCUGUCUGAAACAGUCAUGAUUGGAACUCCAGCUCUUCAAGUUAUCGCCACUGACAGAGACUCAGAGAAGAACAAUGUCGUCCGCUACCAGAUCUUUUCAGAUGUUCAUAACAGCACAGAUUACUUCCACGUUGAUAGCAGCAGCGGUUUAAUUCUCACUGCUCGAAUGCUGGACCACGAACUAGUCCAGAAAUAUGACUUCACUGUCAGGGCUACAGAUAACGGCUUCCCUCCUCUGAGCAGUGAAGUUUCAGUCAUCGUUGUGGUGAAUGACAUGAACGACAAUCCUCCCAUUUUCAAUCAGCUUCUUUAUGAGGCGUAUGUGAAUGAGUUGGCACCCAGAGGACACUUUGUCACCUGCGUCCAGGCCUCAGACGCUGACAGCUCUGACUUUGACAAACUGGAGUACAGCAUUUUAUCAGGAAAUGAAAGAAUGAACUUUGUGAUGGACAAGAGGACAGGAAUCAUCACCCUGUCCAGCCUCCGAAAGCAGAGAAUGGAGUCUGCCUACAGCCUGAAUGUGUCAGUGUCUGAUGGCGUGUUCACCAGCACAGCACAGGUACACGUGAAGGUGUUGGGGGCCAACCUGCACAGUCCGGUGUUUGGACAAAAUACAUACGAGGCAGAGCUACGAGAAAACUCUGCAGUGGGAACCAAAGUAAUUCAGGUGAAGGCCACCGAUGCAGAUCCUGGGGUGUUCGGUCAUGUUGUUUAUUCCUUUGUUAAUGAUGUUGGUAAAGACCAAUUCAGCGUCGAUGUAAGUGGUCAGAUCAGCACUGUGGAGAAGCUUGACCGCGAGGAUCCGGCCAAUAGGGACAUGGUCCUGACAGUAGCCGCUCGGGACUCAGGUGGCCGUGUCUCCUACUGUACUGUACAGAUCACUCUGCUGGACGAUAACGAUAAUGUACCGUUGUUUCGUGCCACAGAGUACCGAGCCUCAGUCAAGUCCGAUGUGACUAAAGGUUAUCUGGUGACUCAGAUUCAGGCCUGGGAUCCUGAUGAUGGCACUAAUGCCAAAGUGACAUAUUCUCUGUACAGUGAGGCACACGUCCCUGUCGUAGACAUUCUGGAAAUAGACCCAGACAAUGGGUGGAUGGUGACCAAAGGCAGCUUCAGUCACUUGAGGAAUUCAGUUUUAUCUUUCUUUGUGAAGGCGGUGGAUGGAGGAAACCCAGUUCGACACUCUUUGGUGUCCGUCUACAUCCAUGUUCUUUCUCCAGAUACCCUCAUCCCCUCCUUCAGCCAACAUCAGUACAUGUUUCGUAUGCCAGAGGACACCCCUAUAGGUUCAGCCAUAGGGACAGUGCGCCUCAACCCUGCUCCAGGACAUACCUCGCUCUCUGCUACCUUUGCUGUGGUUGAUGGAGAAACUGGGGAGAACAACCAAGAGGGAGUGUUUGUGGUGGAGAGGGACACAGGUGUGAUCAAGCUCGAUAAACCUCUGAACCACGAGGCGAUCAAAGGAUACCACUUCAAAGUCACAGCCACGGUACAACAGGCCAAACUGGAUUCUGUGACUUCUGUCGAUGUGGAAUUCAAAGUGUUGGAUCUGAAUGACAACAAACCGGCCUUUGAGGCCGUCUCCUAUGAGACCACGGUUAUGGAAGGGAUGUCAGUUGGAACAAGAAUCAUACAAGUCCAAGCAUUGGACCAGGACUCAGGGGCCAACGGUCAGGUGACAUAUAGUCUGGGGGCAUUAAUACAGCCAGAAGGGGAUUCACACAAAUUAGCAGACACUUUUAGCAUUGACAGCAACACAGGCUGGAUCUCUACUCGCAAAGACCUGGACCAUGAGACCAAUCCAUCCUACACUUUCACUGUGGUGGCCUCAGACCUCGGAGAGACAGUGUCCCUCUCUAGUACCACCACGGUGACCGUAGCAGUCUCAGACAUCAAUGACAACCCACCCAGGUUUCUGGAGCAACAUUAUGUUGGCUCGGUUCAAGAGAGCGACCCGCCAGGCGAGGUGGUGGCCGUGCUGAACACCAGAGAUGAUGACAGCUCGGCGGUGAACCGACAAGUCAGCUACCACAUCACCGGUGGGAACCAUCGUGGCGUGUUUGCUCUGGGUCUGGUUCAGGGGGAGUGGAAGAUGUACGUGAAGUGGCCUCUGGACCGGGAGGAGUGUAACCUUUACAUCAUCAACGUUACCGCCAGUGAUGGACUCUUUGUUUCCCGGGCGACCGUGGAGGUGACGGUGAUCGACACAAAUGACAACAGCCCCGUGUGCAGCCAGGCUGUGUACUCUGCCUCCAUACCUGAGGACCUCCCCCCUCGCAGCCCCCUGCUGAGGGUCCGAGCGACAGAUGCUGACGUGGGCGUCAACGCAUGGAUCCAGUACUCCAUACAUGGUCCUGGAUCUCAGGACUUCAUUGUGGAGCCCGACACAGGUGAGAUCAAGUCCUCCGUGGUCCUGGACCGCGAGGUGACGUCAAGUUACCGUCUGGUUGCCCAGGCGACAGACGGCGGAGGGCGCUGGUGUCGGGCAGCGGUGCAGCUGGAGGUGACGGACGUGAACGACAACCCGCCCAUGUUCACACUGUCACAGUACACCGCCAGCGUCUAUGAAGACACCGCCACCAAGGCCCUGCUGACCCGCAUCCAGGCCAUCGACCCGGACCAAGCGGGUCCAGGUCGGAUGGUGAUCUACUCUCUGACUGAGUCUGCGGGAGGCUCCUUCUCCAUCGAUAAGUCCUCGGGGAUCGUGGUCCUGGAGCGGGUUCUAGACCGGGAGAUUCAGCCAGCCUAUCAGAUCACUGUCCACGCCUCCGACCAGGGCACCCCACAGCCCCUGUCCUCGCUCGUCAACGUCACCAUCACCGUGCUCGACAUCAACGACAACCCGCCUGUGUUUGAGCGCCGCGACCAGCUGGCCACGGUGCCCGAGGACGUGGGGGUGGGGACAGAGGUUCUGAGAGUCUACGCGGCCAGCAAAGACAUCGGGACAAACGCAGAGAUCAACUACAGCAUCCGGUCAGGAAAUGAGCAUGGGAAGUUCCACAUCCACCCACUCACAGGAGCCAUUCUCGUCGCCAACCCUCUGGACUUUGAGACCUGCAGGGACUACUUUCUAACGGUGGAGGCUCGUGACGGCGGUACGCCUCCACUGAGCGCCGUCACCACGGUGAACAUAAACCUGACAGACGUCAAUGACAACGCGCCCAUGUUCAGCAGAGACCUGUACACUGCCGUGGUCUCUGAGGACGCCACCAUCGGAGAGGCUGUGGUCCAGCUGUUAGCGGAGGAUGUUGACAGUCAGCUGAAUGGAGCCAUCCUUUACUCGAUCAUCAGUGGAGACCGGGACAGCUCGUUCUUCAUCGACCCGCUCAGAGGGAUCAUCAAGGUCAACAAGCAGCUGGACCGAGAGACGGUUCCCAGUUACUCGUUGGCGGUGCGAGCUCUGGACAGCGGGGCCCUGCCUAUGUCAUCCACUGUGGCGGUCAACAUCGACAUCUCUGACGUAAACGACAACCCUCCCACCUUCUCCCCCGCCAACCUCUCCACCGUCAUACAGGAAAACAAGCCCAUCGGGACCACCAUCCUGCAGCUGUCCGUCACUGACCGAGACUCCUCCCAUAACGGGCCGCCAUUCCUCUUCAGGAUCUUGUCGGGAAACUCUGGGGGAGAGUUCGUCCUGGAGAAAGACGGGACGCUGGUGGCCAAUCAGGUGUUCAGGAGAGACCUGGCCACUGAAUAUGUCAUCCAGAUACAGGUGUCGGACUCAGGUAAUCCCCGUCUGUCCUCGUCCUCCAUGCUGACGGUCCGAGUGAUCGAGGAGUCCCUCCAUCGCCCCGUGGCGUUACCUUUAGAGGUGCACAUCGUCACCAUGGAGGACGAGUUUCCUGGAGGCGUGAUUGGUCAGCUGCACGCCACUGAUGCUGACCCCUAUGAUGCUCUGACCUUUGGCCACGCCCCCCCAGCCCAGCGAAGCCUCUUUAAGAUCAGUCCUCGAGACGGGAAGAUUAUCGCUCUUGGGGGAUUGGACGCAGGUCAGUACUACCUCAACGCCAGCGUAAGUGACGGCCGCUUCGCCGUGCCCGUGCCUGUGAGCGUGCACGUGGAGCAGGCGACGCCAGAAAUGCUGCGUGAGGCGGUGACAGUACGUUUCGAGAGUGUGGCGCCGCAGGACUUUGUAGCGCUGCACAUGAAGAGCGUGCUGAAGGUGCUGCGUCAGGCGGGCGCAUCGCAGCAGCAGGACAAACUGCACAUGCUCAGUCUGCAGCCGGUGGGAGGGACUCAGCAGCUGGAUAUGCUGGUUGCCGUGGAAACAACAGGAGAGGGGUACUACAAGGCGGCCUAUCUGACCCAGAAACUAAGCGCCUCGCGGCGGCAGCUGGAGGAGGUGCUACGGGUGUCGGCCAUCUUGGAUAAGAACUGCUCGGGGCUGGAGUGUCGGGGGGCGCAGUGCGAGCAGAGUAUCAUCCUCGACUCACACAACCUUGCCACUUACAGCACGCCACGGGUCAGCUUUGUCUCGCCACGCUUCCACCGCACAUCACGCUGCACCUGCACAGACUCCAGCUGUGCUGUGCUGUCUGAACAGUGUGAGGACCAGCCCUGUCCUGCAGACAUGCAGUGUGUCUCCAUCGAGGCCACCAGAGGGCGCUACGCCUGCCAGUGUCCCCCGGGGAAGCUGGGAGAGUGUGCAGGUCACUCGUCUCUGAGUUUCUCAGGUAACAGCUACAUUAAGUACCGACUCUCUGAGCGGCUGCAAACAGAGAUGAGACUCAGCCUGAGGAUCAGAACGCUGCAGAGUCGAGGAAUCAUCAUGUACACACAUGCUGAGCCCUGCACCGUGCUCAAGCUGGAGGAGGGGAAGCUGUGGUUCCAGCUCACCUGUGGUCUCUCUGGUGGUGGUCUCUCUGGUGGUGGUCUCUCUGGGGGUGGUCUCUCUGCUGGUCUCUCUGCUGGUCUCUCUGCUGGUCUCUCUUCUGGUCUUGGUGCAGUCUCGGACGGUUCGGACAUGUUGGGGAUCUCUGGGCGGAGGAUAAAUGACGGCAGCUGGCACACGGUGGCUCUGGAGCUCAACAGGAACUUCAGCAGUCUGGCGCUGGAUGACAGCUACGUGGAGCGACGCCGCGGUCCGCCUUUCCUCCAGCCGCUCGCUCCGGACCGGACCAUCUUCUUCGGAGCUCUGGUGCAGAACCCAAACUCUCGCAGCCUGAUGGACUCUCAGAAGGACCCGCAGGUUCUGGAGGGGUUUCAGGGCUGUCUGGACUCUCUGAUGCUGAACAACAAUGAGCUCCCUCUGCAGAACAAGCGCUCUCGAUACGCUGAGGUGGUGGGUCUGACCGAGAUGAAGCUGGGCUGCAUCCUGUACCCGGACGCCUGCCUACAGCAGCCCUGCCGCAACGGAGCCACCUGCACCAGCCUGCCCUCUGGUGGGUUCUCGUGCAGUUGUAACCCCCAGUACACCGGGGGGCACUGUGAGAUGGAGAUAACAGCUUGUGCUCCUAACCCAUGUCAGAACGGAGGAGUGUGUAAAACCAUCGGGAACGCCUUCCUGUGCAGCUGCAGGAGAGGAUUCAAGGGCCUGACCUGUGAAGAAGAUGUGAAUGAGUGCGACCGCAGUAACCCGGAGGGUGAGUGUGAGAAUGGCGGUGUGUGCGUCAACACUCAUGGCUCCUUUUACUGUAACUGCACGGCGGGCUUUGUCGGUCAGCGCUGCAGCCUGCGCCCUGUUGUUGUCCCCGACAUGCAGGCUGGGCACGCCAUGGUGGGCAAAGAGGAGCUCAUCGGCAUCGCUGUCGUGCUUUUUGUCAUCAUCACCCUCAUCAUCCUCUUCAUCGCUUUCCGAAAGAAGGUUUUCCAGAAGAACUACUCGAGGAACAACCUGUCUCUGGUUCAGGACCCAGCCACUGCCGCUCUGCUCAACAAGGCCAACGGAGUCCAGUUCAAAACCCUGCACUGCUCCCCAGGAGACCCCCUUAACCUUUAUUCAGAGCCCACUGUAGUUGGGGUCGGAGGGAUGCUGGGACCCCCGCAGGUCCCUGUGAGACCCAUGGCGUAUACACCGUGUUUUCAAGGUGAUCCACGGUCCACUCUAGAGAAAAUGGUGGACGGUCGGGGGGUGGAACACACAGAAAUGAGCACUUUUCACCCAGAAUCCCCUAGGAUCCUUUCAGGGACCACCAGGAGGGGGGUAGUGGUCUGCAGCGUGGCCCCCAACCUACCGGCAGUGUCCCCCUGUCGCUCUGACUGCGACUCCCUCCGCAAGAGUCCCUGGGACAGCGACGAGGGUAAGAUGGUGGACAUGGCAGAGGAGGUGACGUGUUUCUCAGGGAGCAACAAAGGCAGCAACUCAGAGGUCCAAUCACUGAGCUCCUUCCAGUCUGACUCCUGUGACGAUAAUGCCUCCAUAGUGACUGUCAUUCGACUGGUCAAUGAUGCAGUCGACACAAUCGAGAGUGAAGUCUCUGUUAUGGACCACGGUCAAACCUACAACAGAGCGUAUCAUUGGGACACGUCAGACUGGAUGCCCAGCACCCGCCUGUCUGACAUCGAGGAGGUUCCGGCCUAUGAGGCGGCACCUGGCAGCGAGAGGUCAGGUCCGGUUCCUCGCCUUGUUGGAAGCACACGUGAACUAGAGUCAGACUACUACCUGGGGGGCUAUGACAUCGACAGCGACUACCCCCCUCCCCAUGAUGAGGUCUUCUUGUCCCAGGACCAGCUGCCACCCCCCCUCCCCACUGGUGAGGACUACCCUGAGGCCUACAUGCCGCUGCCCACCAACCAGUCUGCCUCCAAGGAGAGCACUCUGAGCUCAGGCAGUACUGGGCCUCAGCACGCCAGACCACACUUCCACCCCAGCCAGUACCUCCCCCCCCACCAGCUGCCUCUCGGGGAGGUGCCCCAAGGAGACCUCAGCCCUUCAGUGGGUGGGGUAACUCCAGGAAACGGGGACACUGAUGACUCUGUGUCGCUGAACAUGCGGCUGUCUGUGGGCGCCUCCUCGGCCUCGGACAUGUCUGCCCCCUGUGGGCUGGAGGACUCUGAACACGGCAGUGACUUUGACAGUAUGGACGAGCUGCGUCGAGGAGUGACGAUAAUCACAGAUUCUCAGCAACAGACUGAGGUGUGAUGGAUCAGAUAUGGGAUCUGUGAUGGGCCAGAAGGAGUACAACAUCGAUUCAGACACCAGGAAACGACACGCAGAUUUCACCCACAGGGGAGUGUCAUCACUGCGACCACAGACCAGAACAUCACCAGAUCAAGACCACAUUCACUCUUCCUGUCCUGGACUGGCAGGGUGGAGUUUCACCACAAACAGUCUGUGUGUUGUCAGUCUGUCCCCACUGUGCAGACCAAUCAGAAGUGUCCUUCCUGCUCCAGGAGCGAGUCGUAGAAAUGUGUAGAGAGUGGUUUAGAGAACGUGAAUGAACUGAUCUGUAGUUUGAAUUCUACAGAUGAGAUAGAGGAAAGAGAAGAGGAAGGACAAUCAUGUAAGUGAACGGCUGGUUUGGUUCCCUGCUCCUUCUUAGACGCCCAUCAGACCACUGCUUUCUGAACGAGUCCCUGUUUUCUGUUUCCUCCUGGAUUUGUACAUUUUUGUAGCGCGCUGAGCUUGUACAGACUUUGUAAAUAGGAUGACCUUACUGAUGAGUACGUUUGAAACAGUGUUCACAUUUCAGAAAGCUAUUGAAUUGUUUUAAUGUGGAAUGUGCUUGUUCCUUUCCCCAUAAUAAAUAAAUCCCACACAAAGCCAUGACCCCCCGUCAGCCAUCACAAUUAUGUAUCAAUGAGCUUCCAGAAAACGUUAUGUUGUACAGUUUGUGUCAAAGCCAAGAGCUGCUGCAGUCACUCACGUAUUUUAUCUCUACUUUACUGACGGAUACCUGAAUUACAAAGAGAAGGCACUUCUCUUAUUUGGUCUGGGACGAUCAUUUAUCCUGUGAUUAAAGUAGAUAUUGGAAACACUGUUCACGUGUAUGGAUAUGAUCUGGAUUAUUAGAGGAUGUAUGAGCUUCUUUUAAAGAGUGGAUAACAGUCCUGAGAAUGAACUGAGCACCGCACUGACAGACAUACUGAUGUUGUAAAAACAGCUUCAUCAACAUGUUAUUCAUCCACAUGUCAUUGUCUUCAGGUAAGGAAGUUUAACAGCCUUUCUUAGUGUCAGCACUUGGUGUUGUUUUUGUUGCACUAGUUAUUUUUUAUGUUUUUUUAAUAUUACAUUUUGUGCCAUAUUUCUGAGAGCCUGCAGGCUUGGGUGGCACUCAGUCCGUUCAUGGUGGAGGGACUUUGUAAAGCACACAAUGUGACUGCAGGUUGAAUAUAUGCGCCAAGAAGGAUUGGCGAGCACCAGCUGCACUGUUCUAAGUCUGGAAACACAUUUUAUCAGUGUCACCCACCGGUCUGUCAGAAACUGGCACGCCAUUAUUCUGAAAAGCCAUGAGGUGAGGACACAUUUUCACAGUUUCCUGUUCCUCUGUAGCAUCUCCAGCUCAUCUGCUCGCUGAGGUCAGACUGAGUCUGAGGUCAGACUGAGUCUGAGGUCAGACUGAGGUCAGACUGAGUCUGAGGUCAAGAGCAGGUCUGAGUCUGACCUGAGUCUGACCUCUGACCUCAGACUGAGUCUGAGGUCAAACUCAGGUCAGACUCAGACCUGCUCCUGGGUUUUUUGUAAAGGUGUUGAAUCUGUACAGUGUACAUAACUAGGUUGUUAAAGUGAUGAUUUUGUAGAUAUGAAAGUGAAUCCUGAACUGCCUUUUUUAUUUUUGUUGUUGUUGAUCAGUUUGUUCUGAAUGUGGACUAAAGAGAUUCCUGACUGAAUGAACGUCAUGUCAACAUUAGGAAUACGUUUUGCACAGUGUUAAAGCCAGACAGUUUAUCCCAGCAGACGUUUUUUAAUUUGAUUUCUUUUUACAUUUUUGUAAAUGUACAUGACAUUUUGAACCUUUUUGUAUAUUUUUUUCAUCUGGAAUGUUUUAAUGAAAUCCCAAUGUUCAGGCAUCAGGCAGACUCACUUACGUAUACGUCGUCUAUCUGCAGAGACUGACUGUACAAACAGAGCUUUUUUCCUAUUCUGUGCAGACAAUAAAAAAGGUUCUUGCUCACUGACA
Messenger RNA from Notolabrus celidotus (New Zealand spotty), 16113 nucleotides. RefSeq names its product FAT atypical cadherin 3a (gene fat3a). Bases 144 to 14135 code for a protein of 4663 amino acids. Gene Ontology annotation, biological process: homophilic cell-cell adhesion. Gene Ontology annotation, molecular function: calcium ion binding. The transcript is spliced from 30 exons. The record is from RefSeq and is a predicted model, not a curated record. Lineage: Eukaryota; Metazoa; Chordata; Actinopteri; Labriformes; Labridae. Gene Ontology annotation, cellular component: cell-cell junction; plasma membrane.